GCAGGUCGUCCUCAUGCUAAACAACGAAUGCGUAGAGCAGCUGAAUGCGGCAGAAGGCCGACUAAACUACGGCUUUGACAAAAUAAAGCUUAACAUAUACAAGGCGGAUAUGGGAUCACUAUGUAAUCUCGCCGAAAACGCAAACACGAUAGAGCCGCCCAGCGAGGACGAGAUGGAAGUCGAUGUAGAUGAACCCUCCGGGGAUCUACAGGACGAGAUCUCGACCGACUCCGACUACGGAGAUGUGUUGGGCCGGUUCUAUACCGAGCGUGAGCUUCUAGAAGACAAUAGUGGAGAAGCCGACGCGACACUCACGGAGGAGAGGGCGGACAAGUCUGAUGAUGCAGGUCCUCCAGAUAAACCUGCAUCACAGUAAAGUGGCAACAGCUGCUUUAAUGGUUCGUCUGGCAGCAGGCGAGGCGGACCUAGUCCUGAUCCAAGAGCCCUGGAUAAACAACAACGCAAUCCGGGGUCUUGGCUCACCAAAUUUUACCCUGUUCUAUGGAAGCGCGAUGAUGACCUAACCACCAUCAGUCUACGACUGGGGGUCAGAAAUGGAGAGGUAAAUACCACUGUAGUGUGCACACAUAAGGAAUACACACUGUAACACUUUGUUGCAAUGUUUAUACAAACUCAAGAGCUAAGCAUAAUCCAUACGCGACGUAAUAUGAUCGCGUAUGCAUUGGGCGACAUAAGCGCAGCGUCAGUGCAAAUAGUGUCAGCCACCUCAAGUGCACAUAACAUACUCUCUCGCGCUCUCGCUGCCAACAGCGCUGAGUACAUAAGCUAGUAUAUAAUGCAGCCGCUCCGCUGCCGGCGUAUCGGGCAGUGCAGCUACGCGGCCUUAGCUUAGUUUACUUUAAGUAAAAAUGUAAACGAAUAGUUAAAGUUUGAAUAAAGAAUUGAACACAUCAA
Scaptodrosophila lebanonensis is the source of this 915-nucleotide messenger RNA. RefSeq lists its product as uncharacterized. Lineage: Eukaryota; Metazoa; Arthropoda; Insecta; Diptera; Drosophilidae. The record is from RefSeq and is a predicted model, not a curated record. Bases 14 to 376 code for a protein of 120 amino acids. The transcript has 2 exons.